AUGAUUCGUCUCGCUUUUCUUCUGGCCCUAACCACAGUGGCAUCGAGUUCAAUGUAUCGACCCAUUGUUCUGAUGCACGGAAUAACAUCUUCAGCAGCUGGAAUGGAUGAACUAGCUGGUUGGCUUCGUACUUCGUUUCCAGGAGUUUAUGUCAUCUCUGUCGAGAUUGGCAAUGGCUUCGACGAUUCAUUUCUAUGGCCAUUAGAUAAACAAGUUGAACAUUUUUGUAACACAGUCCUUGCCGAUGAACAUCUUCGGCAAGGUUUCAAUUUACUAGGAUAUUCUCAAGGAAGUAUUAUCGCUCGCGGUGCAUUGGAAAGAUGUUCACUACCUGUUCAUAAUCUAAUUACACUGAGUGGUGUUCAUCAAGGUGUCUUUGGUAUUCCGUACUUAUUGAAAUUGCCAGCACAAUUUCGCGAAUUAGUAUCGAAAUAUGCGUAUGAGACUCCCGUACAAAAUGUCAUUAGUGCUGCGAAUUAUUGGCGCGAUCCCGAUCAAUUGGAUAGAUUUCGAUCACAUUGCCAUUUCCUUCCGGACAUCAAUAAUGAGCGUGAAGUACGCAACGAAACUUAUCGUAACAAUAUGUUGAAAUUAAAUGCUUUCGUGAUGACUUAUUCGGACAUUGAUGAAAUUAUCUCACCCAGACAUUCCGGUUUAUUCAUGGGUUACGCACCGAAUUCGUUGCAUGUUGAAACAUGGAACAAUUCGAGACAAUUCACCGAGGAUCUUAUCGGCAUGCGAACAUUGUGGGAACAAGGCAAAUUGUAUACAUUCACAGCGCACGUCAAACACCAAGAUGUGCCACAUGCUCCCAACAAAGAUUUUCUUGUGCAAAAUAUCUUUCCAUUUUUUAAUAAUACUCUUCCUUAA
Adineta ricciae is the source of this 870-nucleotide messenger RNA. The record is from the annotation of a GenBank genome assembly. NCBI's taxonomy places the organism in Eukaryota, Metazoa, Rotifera, Eurotatoria, Adinetida, Adinetidae.